This is a messenger RNA of Nematostella vectensis (starlet sea anemone), 2863 nucleotides long. RefSeq lists its product as uncharacterized. Gene Ontology annotation, molecular function: protein binding. The transcript has 2 exons. NCBI's taxonomy places the organism in Eukaryota, Metazoa, Cnidaria, Anthozoa, Actiniaria, Edwardsiidae. The record is from RefSeq and is a predicted model, not a curated record. The coding region runs from base 100 to 2013 and encodes 637 amino acids.
UCCGAAAGCAAAACAAACGCAGUAUCACAUCAACAGUAAGCGCGCAAACGUUUUUUUUUUUUUCAAACAAACGUCAUUCUUUCCCAUUCUUAUCGCAAAAUGCCCGUCUUUCUCGAUGAGAUUCUUCUUCAGAUCUUUCGAUACUUUGAUGCAUUUAUUUUGACCAAGAUCUGCUCGGUGUGUAAGCAAUGGAAUAGCAUUUCAAAAACUCCUUCACUAUGGCGCCGUCUUGUACUUCGCAGAUGGCAAUCACAAAGAUUUCUAUUUGCAAACGUUCCUCCAUCCAGUGUCAACUGGAGAAAAGUCUACCAAGAAAUUUUUCAGCGAGGAAACUUCUCUCCAGAUGAUAUGAAAUACUUUAUUUCAAGUCGAAUUGGCGAAGACGAACUUGUUGUGGCAGAACUUCGCGAAGCCAUGCUUCAACACAUGUCAAAAGUACUUGUCAAGUGGGCCGCCUCACAUCCGUUUGAUGGCGAAGACAACGCUAACUAUCCCCAAUUCAAUCGAAAUUUCGACUUUUACUACGAUACCCACAAUCUCCAAUGGACAUUUAUUGACAAGCGGCAAGAGUACAUCGAGGAUUUGAUGGGCUACAAACUCUCCUCCAAACUGUCAAGAAGGGCACGCUAUAUUCGACCGUACCAAGUUAUGGCAAGCUGCACGAUGCUCUACCGGUGGCUUGUCCUGUUCCGAUCACUGUCUCACGACGACCAUGGCCUCACAUUUUACCGAAUUUGGCGGCAACAUUUAAAACACAGGGAGACCGGAUUAGUAUUUGAGGUUUGUGACUGGAAGGCUGCAAUGUCAUGUAGCUUUCUUAAUGGAAAACCUCCACUUGGAUCCUACAAGGAUGACUGCCUAGAACUGAUGGAUCUCCUAUCUCACCCAAAUUUCAUAAUGCAUCCACAUGGACUCCCAAGUGGAGUACGUCUUCUUGAAUUAAACCCCCCUGAUUUCUCAUCUUCUGACACAAGCCUCAGCCGACAAACCUCCACUUCCUCAUUAGUGUCUCAAACAAUUAAUGUCACUGAUAUUCGGCUAGGCCCCAAGCUCUGGGGAAUGAGUGGUACAGAAAGUGAUGAAGAGUCAGACUCCUACGACAGUGGUUAUUUUACUAACUGUGAGUAUUUUAUCAGUGUCAAUCACUGGGAUGUUGAAGAGCAGCACACUCUACAAACAAGUGUUGCUGAAUCGUGGUCUGUCAUGUUCACCAAAAGGGAACCACACUUGUACCUGGUAUUUGAUGUGAACGAUGAAAGCUGGUAUUUUUACCCAGUCAACAAAUCCAUCACUGAUGACUGGAAGGAUAGUUAUUGGGGAGUAAGGAAUAUUCAGUGUGAUGAUGUAAUACAGUCGUAUCAAGUCCUGCCUCUCCAUGGGACAAGGGUGGAGCCCAUCCCAAGCUGCCUUGCUCUCUACCGGCUGAUUUGUCUAUUUGACUUGAAUGUCAGACACUAUGUUAGUGUUAAUGAGGCUGAUGUAUGGUCUGUCAAGCUUAUUCACAAUCAGACUCAGGCUUGCGUUGAAUUGAAGGAUCAUAAUGGCUGGUUUGAAGUUCUUGUUACCCUGACAGAAGAGCUUUUGGCAGAGUUAAACACUGUGAAAGUGAGACCCCACAUUGAAAUGCAAAGCUACUCAAAGACAGCUACCUCAGAUUGCAUAGAGGCUAUGAAUAUUGGAGGGCUGAAUUGCUCACAUGUUGAUGAUUAUGAUGGUGAUGUUGAUGAUGACAAUGAUGAAACAGAUAACUGUAGUAUUUUUUCUGAACCAGAAAGACAAGAAAGUCUGUUCCACUAUAUGGACGGCUUCCAUCCUCCAGACAUUGAAGAUGAUGCUAUUAAUUUGUAUAGUGAUGAGCAAUUCAAGGGUGGCAAAGCUGAGGGACGAGAGGGGGGAUCCAUUGAAUCAAGCAACCUUGAGUUAUUCAAGUCUGAUGUGGUCACCUUGCUGACCCUGCUAAUGAAUGAGAAAUUUGGUCAUCCUUAUGGCACAAUAGCAGGGGCUGUUGCAUAAUAUAUUUAACAAUUACACUACUGUACGAUUUCAAGUUUUCAAUGAGUCAAUAGAUAGUCAACAAGGCACGUAGCUCAUAGAAAAACGAGAACGAGUAGUCUAAUUGUUUUAGUAUAGAUCCACUAACAUACUACCUUCAAAUAAAUGACGAUUUUAAUAAUUCUCAAAAAUAAAUAACUGCUUUUGGUGUGAAAAUGCUGGCUUUUUCGCUACUCAUUAUCUAUGGCUCAAUAGAUAGUGAGUACAGGAAAAAAUAGAUAGUGAGUACAGGGGCCAAUCAAAUUGCGAGAUUCAUGAUAGUAUGUGAGUGGAUUAUACUAAAUGUGUGUAGUAUAUAUACAAAGUGCACCCCCUUCCUACCCUUCUGUGCCAAGAUUUCUGUGUCGCUUGUUUUAUUUUGACACAAAAAGCUCUGCAUGGGAGGGUAUACCCUUCUAGGGGCUACUUGAAUGUUCGCUGUCGCUCAUUUUGCAGUUUGGGGGUGGAAAAAAAAAUUCUGUUACCUGCUACAGUAAGCAAACUGGGGGCACCGCCAUGCCCCUGCUACAGUAAGCAAACUGGGGGCACCGCCAUGCCCCUGCUACAGUAAGCAAACUGGGGGCACCGCCAUGCCCCUGCUACAGUAAGCAACAAACUGGGGGCACCGCCAUGCCCCUGCUACAGUAAGCAAACUGGGGGCACCGCCAUGCCUCUGUUACAGUAAGCAAACUGGGGGCACCGCCAUGCCCCUGUUGAUCAAUUUUCCUAACAAAAGAAAAUCCAAAUUUCAAUUUUAAGCAAAAGAUACAAAGAUCCUUGUAAAACAAGAGAUAUGACAUCACAUAUAUAAGAAUAAAAGAAAAAAAAUUGG